AUGUCUUGGCAAGCGUACACUGAUAAUUUACUGGGGACUGGGAAGGUCGACAAGGCCGUUAUCUACUCCAGAGCCGGUGACUCUGUCUGGGCUACUUCCGGUGGUCUGACUUUGCAACCAAACGAGAUCUCUGCGAUCGUCACUGGCUUUGACAACCAAGCCGGUUUGCAAAGCAACGGGCUGCACGUCCAAGGCCAGAAGUUCAUGUUUUUGAGGGCCGACGACAGAAGUAUUUAUGGGAGACACGAUGCGGAAGGUGUGAUUUGCGUGAGAACAAAGCAAACAAUUCUGGUGGCACACUACCCACCAACUGUUCAAGCCGGUGAGGCCACCAAGAUUGUGGAACAGCUAGCCGAUUACUUGAUCAGCGUUCAAUACUAA
Molecule: messenger RNA, 381 nt
Organism: Huiozyma naganishii CBS 8797
Lineage: Eukaryota; Fungi; Ascomycota; Saccharomycetes; Saccharomycetales; Saccharomycetaceae
Gene: PFY1
Product: profilin
Exons: 2
Coding region: 1-381 (126 amino acids)
Cellular component (GO): cell cortex
Molecular function (GO): actin monomer binding
Source: RefSeq, a predicted model, not a curated record